AUGACUAGUUUUGGCGAAUUAAGACAGAGGUUAUUGCAUCCAUACUAUGUGCUUCAUCUUAUAUACGGUGUAGUCUAUAUCAUAAGCCGUAUCAAUCAGUUGAUCAAGGGUCUGGCAAUUAGCUUCGAGGACACCGAGCCCAAAACGUUCUUGAUCUUAUUUGGCAUGUCUAUAUGGAAGUGCUUCAUGGCGGCCACUGCUGAGGAGCUCUCUAGCGUGCUCAUCUUAUACACAAAGUUUUUCACCGUGUGUAGUCUGUUUUGGAGAUUCGGUUUUUGGUACUCUUGUUUGUACGCAAUUGGUUGGAUUGUUCUCUCCACCAUCUUCCCUCAGCCUUGGUAUAGAGGCCCCACCAAGAUUUACGAAUUAAACGAAGCUGCAUUCAGAGAUAAAGUGCUUCACACUGCCAAAUCGAAACCAUCGUCAUCAUCAUCCACUGCGUCUACAUCAACACUGCCAAUAGACGAAAUUAAGGGACCACGUAUCACAGAAAUUGAUGAGCAUGAGGAACCCAAGGAAAAAAAGGAGCAGAAGAAGCUCGACCUUGAUGCCAAGUAUUGGAUUGUCAUGCUGUAUGCGAAUUGGUCUGUUGCGUGCCUGAAUUUUGAAGCAGUGCUUGCUAAAUUAUCAAUCCAAUAUGACGUGCCACACUUGAAAUUUGGUCAAAUCGAUAUCGACAUUUAUCCUGAUUUAGCAGAGGAAUUUGGUGUCAGCAAAGAUCCAGCGUCAUUCGAUCUGCCCACGUUGUUACUAUUCCAGCAAGGAAAAGAGAUCAGACGUCUGCCCGAGCUGACAAUCACAAAGGAGGGUGCCAACAACACGAAAACAAAUGCAGCCAAAGAUACUAUUACGAGAUUGGGUUGGAGUAAACAGCCUUCAACAGUCAUUAAUACCUUUCAAUUGGAGAAGAUUGCCAACGAGAAAAUCAACUAG
Molecule: messenger RNA, 933 nt
Organism: Mucor velutinosus
Lineage: Eukaryota; Fungi; Mucoromycota; Mucoromycetes; Mucorales; Mucoraceae
Gene: NIT2
Product: Carbon-nitrogen hydrolase
Exons: 5
Coding region: 1-933 (310 amino acids)
Source: RefSeq, a predicted model, not a curated record